CGCAUUGUGCCAAAAAAUUAUAGAAAUGUCCGCCUUCCCCGAAACUCCACUUCCUGAUGCUCCCCCUCCCCCUGAGGAAGCGGGGGACGAAACUCUGUGGGAAAAACUCUCCGCAUUUAUAAUGCCCGCUGUCACCUUGACGCUAUUAGUGUCCGCCGCUUUUCCCCUGUUUGAUGGAGCAGAAAUUCUGAGUGAUGGCGACACCUGGGAGGCGAUACGUUGGCACGCAUACGCCCCGAGCUCCCUGCCCGCCCGAUUUUCGGUGACCAACGUAACAAUCAGGGUGGAUCGGGUAGCCACGAAAUUGAUCGGGACCGAUUUGGCCCUGAAUUUCGUGCUCGUGCAGGAAUGGGAAGAUGAAAGAUUGGUUGUGAAACGGAAGGGCAAACCUGGAUUGCCAAGCGAUAUAAAAAUGAUGAAUGUGGAAUCCAUUGUGAGAAAAGAUGGGGACUUUACCCCCAUCUGGAAACCAUCCCUGGCCACGGAGCCUGCCCACGUGGCGGAGAAGAGCAGCGAGGCAACCUGGCUGCGGCUAGAUGGCGGGGUGAUGCGAACCCAAUCCCUCAACAUUUUCGCCUCCCCGGCCCCGACUUCCAGUCCAUUCAACGAAACUGACGCUUUACACUACGUCGUCAAGAUUUACUCCACCCGGGAAUUUCAAAAUAGAGUCGCUUUGCAGUGGAACAUCUCCGAACCGUUCAAUUUACUAACACCCACAACUGAAAAUUCAAUCGAUUUGAAGAGAAGCUCAAAUCCUUGGCGGGUUGAUGUUACGAUGGGGCAGUGUGAGAUGCAAGUCAACUGGGGGGAUUCCUCAGCUUUGAGUAAAUUAAGCUGCCUGGAGAUGGGGUUUCAAUUUAGAAAGAUUCAAAGGUCGGAUGAGAAGAAAAACGUCGAAAAUUUAAGCCCCGGUGGUUCCCUUGUAGAACUUCUGUUCACAGUUUAUGGAACGAUAACGUGUAUCAUUUUGUUCCAUUUUUAUCAUAGUUAUUCGCGGACGGAAUUUUUACCUUGAAUUAUGGAGGUUAUGUAUGUCAAAAUUUGAGUUUUGCUGAUUUUUAAUUUUAAUUACGCGAAAAAAUAAAGUUUCGAGACAUUUUACGCACAUCCACAUUUCUUCCAGGCCAGAUUUGUAUCGUCCAAAUAUAGUUACUUCUGUCUAAAUUUUGUUGUCCACAUUUU
Molecule: messenger RNA, 1182 nt
Organism: Folsomia candida
Lineage: Eukaryota; Metazoa; Arthropoda; Collembola; Entomobryomorpha; Isotomidae
Exons: 3
Coding region: 26-1015 (329 amino acids)
Source: RefSeq, a predicted model, not a curated record